Messenger RNA from Nematostella vectensis (starlet sea anemone), 2345 nucleotides. RefSeq names its product BTB/POZ domain-containing protein 16. The record is from RefSeq and is a predicted model, not a curated record. The coding region runs from base 35 to 2107 and encodes 690 amino acids. NCBI's taxonomy places the organism in Eukaryota, Metazoa, Cnidaria, Anthozoa, Actiniaria, Edwardsiidae. The transcript has 22 exons.
CGGUUUAUUGCCAUAGCAACGGGUUUUGGGCAAGAUGGCGGACGUGGAUACUUUGAGUUCCUACAUGAAAUAUCAUAUCGUCCGUGGAACUCCAUCGCCACUACCCAGACCUUAUCUACCAGCUUUACCUCCACACAAAUCAACUAAACCGUCUUAUUCCAGAUUUCUCGUGGAAGCGCCAUUUACAGCAUUGCAAGGGGUUGUCGCUGAUGCUAGAGAUCCACCAAAGCCUCCUCGUUUGCCCCGAAGUCGUAAUCGAAUUCAAGUCGGUAGCACGAACCGAUGGCGACUCCCCAGCUCACUCGGAAGUGAUCUGCUCGGCUCUAACCAGGCUCUGCGAGCUGCAACGAGUUCUUACAAUGACACCAUCAUGGGGGUUAUGACUGCUGACAGCCCCAUGAGCACUUGUAAUCAUGGCCAAUCACUGAUAUCCGUCAAGACGCAGCCUGCUCUGUCUACGACUGUCUGGAAACAUGCUACUGGACAGCGCCUCUUGAAGUCUCAGCCUUUUGUCUUUACCUAUUCACAAAUGCAGACAAAUGCUUUUGACAAACGAAGUCUUCACAGCAACUCUAAAGGACUGCAAGAAAAAGAUGUCUCCCUUCCUACUCCUAAGCAGAUGAAACAGAUUGAACAUCACAAGAACUUUGUACCGCCUGGAAAACGCUCACCAACACCCAUGGAAAUGUUUUUAUAUCGUUCACAGACUGCAAAUGCAUACAAGACACCAGAUGUGAUAUUACAUGCACUGGACACGACUUGGGAGCUGCAUAAACCAUAUCUUCAGAAAUCUUCAUUAUUAAGUGCAAUGCUGAGGAGGGCAGAUUUGAACAGCAUGCAGAAUAUUGACGAAGAGGAAGAAGAAGGCCAACGACUUGUGCCUGGUGGCCAGGGAGUGGAUUUGCAAGCUCUGAAGUCCGCUGAGUGUGAGGCCCUCGGCUCUCCUCCCACUAAGUCAGAUCUUACCCUCUGCCGCAGCUCCUCAAGUUUUUUGGACAAAGUGCUCACCCUUAAACUGCGCAUCAAGGAUCCACUUAUUACUAAACAAACAUUCGCGCGCACGCUGGCCGCCAUGUACGAGACGGAAGCUGAGAUGCGAGUCGAGGAGGCAGACGUAGUCGGUGUUCUUGCUGCUGCCCAUUUCUUGGGAUUCGCGUCUUUGGAGAGGGUGUGUGGCCAAGUCAUGCUGAAUGCGAUCGCGUCAUGGUCAGUCUGUGCGUUCCAUGCGACAGGCUCUAAGUAUAAACAGAUAGCUGUCGUUGACGCCUGUGAGAGAUGGCUCGAACUUAACCUCGUACCGCAGCUUUCCGUCCAAAUAUAUCUUAGUCACCUCCCGCAAGAACUACUAGAGAAAACACUAAAGUCAACGAGGCUAUUCACGUGGAAUGAGUACUCCCUGUAUAAACUUCUCUGUUACUGGAUAUUUUUACAGCAGCAUCCUAAUCUACAGAUUAUGCCUUCUUGGGGGACAGUUGUCACGUGGUUUAUGAGUUUGCCGAAGACGAGCUCGUUUCUUGAGAGAGAGGAGGGUUAUGGCUACAUCAGUCUGUUCAGAGCAGUUCGUAUAGAUGGCAUCACAGACAGCUCACAACUUGAUGAAGUUCUGAAGAUGAACGUUAUCCCACAAUCGUGGCUUUUGCGGGUGUACAGCCAACACUAUCACGCACUUCAGGGUGGAGGAGACAUGUCUCUCAUGACAAGGUUUGACCAAGGUGCGGUCAGAAUCGGAUUCGUUAUAGAGCAGCCGCUGCGACUGCAUUCUGAGAUUAUUUCUCUACAUGGUUUCUACUUCGAAGUAAAGGCCGUAAAGUCAGAAACAGGAGUUCCGGACUAUUCCUUCUUCAUCCAGAGAUUGAAGCCGAAUGACCCCGUGUUAUCAUUCAAGGCCUGCGAGCGACAAACGUUCUCUAUGCGCCAAGAUCGGGAGGUUCGAUAUUGUUUACGAGUUCAGUGGGUAGAUGGCGACGAGCAUAAACAGCACACAACAGGCCCUCAAAGCCAGGUGUUUGGAUUUAACGGAAAGAUGAGGCGAAGCGAGAGUUUCACGGUAGAUGCCGUCAUUGUCCCACUGUUCGUGACAGUACUUCUGAUGUUCCCACCAUCUUGACCACCACACAAAAUUAAUAAAAAAAAUACUAAUAUAUAAGCUGUGUUUGAAAAAUAUAAAAAUCCUGUCUUUUAAACAAAGACGUUGCGAAAGUGUGUAUAGUAAUGCAAAUACUUUAUAUGUGAUUCGAUGCCAUCGAGGCUUUCUAGAGAAUGAUGAAAAACGCAUGAUUCGCAUGGCAGGAACUUCAUGAAAACAAUGCACUGUAAAAAACAAAUAAAGAGAACUUCAUAUCGUA